Ostrea edulis (European flat oyster) is the source of this 1307-nucleotide messenger RNA. RefSeq lists its product as uncharacterized. The transcript has 4 exons. The coding region runs from base 201 to 1118 and encodes 305 amino acids. NCBI's taxonomy places the organism in Eukaryota, Metazoa, Mollusca, Bivalvia, Ostreida, Ostreidae. The record is from RefSeq and is a predicted model, not a curated record.
AUCAUUACAACCCAUUCUGAAAUAUUUCCUGUGUGACGUGGGAUCACAAAUCACAACAUGAUGACAUGGUGGCAUAAUAGAUUGAACUCUUUAUUGCACAUAAUAAAACAAUAAAACUGAAUGCUUGGUCCCUGGGAAAUGACGGUAUUAAAGAUACACACGAUGUGGGGAUAGAAUUUAGAAUACAAAGAAGCAAGAAAAUGGAAUUCUUUCAGAAAGCCCUGCUGAUGUUUCUGAUUUCUGAUGUUGAAGGUGUUGUUAUCCAGACAAUGGAUUUAACAAUCGGAGUGAACCCACUGGAUAUCCGAUGUAGUGCAGCCAACAGCGGGGUGUUAUUGUACGUAAACUACUUUACCCUAGAACGGAAUGGAACACCUGAUGCCAAAGUCACGUACAACCGAACUUCUCAGCACACAGAUCGUAUUGUGAUGGACGUUACUGAUAAUAGAUUUAGAUAUAACUUGACCGGAAACGUCCAUGACCCGAACCCUGUUAAUAAGUUCUUAAGGGUAGUUGUACCUAUGAACCUAACAGCAUGUAGAGAUGAAGCCAAUUAUACGUGUGUUUUGAAUGGACAGAACCAGGAUUAUUCUACCUACGUAGAACAAGUUUCCAAAUACGUAGCCGUGAGGACUAUUCCAGCUGCUAUUGAUGAGAUUUUUACACCGCCAACUAGCGACAACAUGUUGGACUCAUCCGGUGGUGGCAGUUUCCUGAUAGAUUCAACCUAUCGGUUCACGUGUACCGGCAUUGUCGGCAAACCACCCGUGAGCCUGCGCUGGUGUUACAAACUGAACGGGGAUGUCGCCUUUAACCCUUUGAUUUCGUAUACAGCUGAUAUAUCAGAAUCAGAACCAGAAAUUUAUCAAGACUGUAACAACAAGAGACAGUCGUUCCUCAAUUACACCAUGACAACACAAGACGCGGAAACAGUUCUCUUAUGUGAACCGUACAGUGGCAUGUACUAUUGUGGCAAUGGCGCCAUUAACAAAACAUUUGUAGUCCGUGCUUAUUCCCGUACCAGUGGUAUGUUGAAUAGUGCUGCCCACCGUCGAUUGUCAAUUAUUACUAUAACUGCGUGUUUUAUGGUGCUUAUUUGUGUCAUAAAUAUUUCAUGAGAGCAAAUUUUACAGCCAUCCAUCGUAGUGUUGUAAAUAACGGCGUGGCAGCAUAUUUUGAGUGAUUUUAUAAACUAUCGGUUUCAUUGGAAAGAAACACAUAAAGUGCGACAUUGAACUCCGGCACUGCAAAGUCCACCAUGUUUUGCUACCCUCAAUACGAGCGGUUUUCAGAAAUAUUAAAAUGCG